AGGUGCUGGAAGGUAAAGUCAUGACAAUUCUGGCUCCCCGCUUCUUCUCCUGCUCCUCCUUGGCUGCUUGGCUUGCCGUCCUCCAUCCCUUGGAACGCUGACAGGGAGUCGGAACUGAAGGUGCGUUAAGGAUAUAACCUAUUUCAAGGGAACCUUUAUGGGAUUUUAAGCCUCAUCAUGGCUCACGCUGCAUCACACUUAAAAAAGAACCGGGAUCUGGACAUUAAUGCAGAAGAAGAUGCCAAAGAAAAAAAAAGGCACCGGAAACGAUCAAAAGAUAAAAAGAAGAAGCAGACUGACACAAAUGCGAGUUACUUAAGAGCUGCCAGAUCCGGAAACCUAGAGAAAGCCCUUGACUAUUUAAAAACCGGUGUGGACAUCAAUAUCUGCAACCAGAAUGGGCUCAACGCUCUCCAUUUGGCUUCUAAAGAAGGUCACAUAGAAAUCGUUUCGGAACUUAUACAAAGAGAUGCUGACGUGGAUGCGUCAACAAAGAAAGGAAACACCGCCCUCCACAUAGCGGCUUUGGCUGGACAAACGGAAGUCGUAAGAGUGCUGGCUACCAAUGGUGCUAACGUCAACGCACAAUCUCAGAAUGGCUUCACCCCGCUCUACAUGGCAGCACAAGAGAACCACCUGGAAGUUGUCAAGUUCCUGCUUGAUAAUGGGUCAAGUCAGAGCCUUGCUACAGAGGAUGGCUUCACACCCUUGGCUGUUGCCCUCCAGCAAGGCCACGAUCAGGUGGUUUCGCUGCUUCUUGAAAACGACACGAAAGGGAAAGUGCGGCUGCCAGCGCUUCACAUUGCGGCACGGAAAGAUGAUACAAAGGCUGCGGCUCUUCUUCUACAGAACGAUAACAAUGCUGACAUAGAGUCUAAGAGCGGCUUUACUCCACUCCACAUCGCGGCUCACUAUGGAAACAUAAACGUGGCUACUCUGCUGCUUAACCGUGGUGCCGCUGUGGAUUUCACCGCAAGGAACGACAUUACUCCUUUACACGUGGCUUCCAAAAGAGGAAAUGGCAAUAUGGUGAAGCUUCUCCUGGAUCGAGGAUCUAAAAUUGAUGCCAGAACAAGGGAUGGACUGACACCUCUUCACUGCGGAGCGAGGAGCGGCCACGAGCAGGUGGUGGGGAUGCUGCUGGAUAGAGGCGCCCCAAUCAUGUCCAAGACAAAGAAUGGUCUCUCCCCAUUGCACAUGGCGACCCAAGGAGAUCAUCUGAAUUGUGUGCAGCUCCUGCUCCAGCACAACGUGCCCGUCGACGACGUCACCAACGACUACCUGACUACACUGCACGUGGCGGCCCAUUGUGGCCACUACAAGGUGGCAAAGGUCCUGCUGGAUAAGAAGGCCAAUCCAAAUGCCAAAGCCUUGAAUGGUUUCACGCCACUUCACAUUGCUUGCAAGAAGAACCGGCUUAAAGUCAUGGAGCUGCUUUUGAAACAUGGAGCGUCUAUCCAAGCAGUCACAGAGUCCGGCCUGACGCCAAUCCAUGUUGCUGCCUUCAUGGGACACGUCAAUAUUGUUUCCCAGUUAAUUCAUCAUGGAGCAUCGCCUAACACAACCAAUGUGAGAGGAGAAACUGCAUUGCAUAUGGCGGCAAGAGCCGGACAAUCUGAAGUCGUUCGGUACCUUCUACAGAAUGGAGCUCAGGUAGAGGCAAAAGCCAAGGAUGACCAAACUCCGCUGCACAUAGCCGCUCGGCUGGGGAAAGCUGUUAUAGUCCAGCAGUUGGUCAAGCAAGGAGCUUCUCCUGAUGCGGCCACUACCUCGGGGUACACUCCUCUGCAUCUCUCUUGUAGAGAAGGACACGAUGAUGUGGCUUCCGUUCUACUGGAGCAUGGAGCUUCCUUGGGAAUACUUACUAAGAAAGGAUUCACUCCACUCCAUGUGGCUUCCAAGUACGGGAAGCUGGAAGUAGUGAAACUUCUCCUGCAGAAGAAUGCGUCCACGGAUGCUGCCGGCAAGAGUGGUCUAACUCCACUGCAUGUGGCUGCACAUUACGAUAACCAGAAGGUGGCGCUAUUGCUCUUGGAUAAAGGAGCCUCUCCACAUGGAGCAGCAAAGAACGGCUACACCCCACUGCACAUUGCCGCAAAGAAGAACCAGAUGGACAUCGCUACUACCUUGCUGGAAUAUGGAGCAGAUGCCAACGUCAUUACCAAGCAAGGAAUAUCGCCAGUACAUCUAGCGGCACAAGAAGGCAAUGUAGACAUGGUAUCCUUGCUUCUCACUCGGAAUGCCAACGUCAAUGUCAGCAACAAGAGUGGACUCACUCCUCUUCAUCUGGCUGCACAAGAAGACAGAGUUAAUGUGGCGGAGGUUCUGGCCAAUCAGGGGGCUGUUAUUGACGGAAUAACAAAGAUGGGCUAUACCCCUUUACACGUGGCAAGUCACUAUGGAAACAUCAAAAUGGUAACCUUCUUGCUUCAGCAUGGAUCUAAAGUGAAUGCCAAAACCAAGAAUGGAUACACACCUCUGCAUCAAGCAGCUCAGCAAGGCCAAACACAUAUUAUUAAUGUUUUGCUUCAACAUGGCGCAUCUCCUAAUGAAGUCACUGUGAACGGCAACACAGCCCUGGCAAUCGCCCGCCGACUCGGAUAUAUCUCCGUCGUUGACACCCUGAAAGUUGUAACAGAGGAAACCUUAACCACAGUGCAGCUGGUGACUGAGAAACAUAAAAUGAAUGUUCCGGAAACGAUGAAUGAAGUUCUGGACAUGUCGGAUGAUGAAGCUCAUAGAGCCAGUGUCCCAGAAAUUGUGAGUGACGCAGAGUAUAUGUCAGAUGGGGACGAAGGGGAGGAUGCAAUGACGGGAGACACAGAUAAGUACCUGGGGCCGCAGGACUUGAAAGAACUUGGAGACGACUCUUUGCCUCAAGAAGGAUACACAGGUUUCAGCAUCGGAGCCAGAUCUGCCAGUCCUAAAAUCAGUUCGGAUAGGUCCUACACACUGAACCGGAGUUCCUUUGCUCGGGACAGCAUGAUGAUUGAAGAGCUUCUUGCACCUUCCAAAGAUCAACACCUUUCAUUAACCAGAGACUUCGAUUCGGACUCUCUGCGCCAUUACAGCUGGGCCGCGGACACCCUGGACAAUGUCAACCUAGUCUCCAGUCCGGUGCAUUCUGGUUAUGUCUCUUCACUCCCACAAUAUGAUGCAAGUUUUCUGGUUAGCUUCAUGGUCGACGCUCGAGGAGGUUCCAUGAGAGGCAGUCGGCACAAUGGGAUGCGAAUUAUUAUUCCCCCGAGGAAGUGCACGGCACCUACUCGUAUCACAUGCCGACUAGUGAAGAGACACAAACUGGCCACACCUCCGCCAAUGGUAGAAGGGGAAGGUCUCGCCAGCAGGCUUGUAGAAAUGGGUCCUUCUGGUGCACAGUUUCUGGGACCAGUGAUAGUGGAGAUUCCACAUUUCGGAUCCAUGAGGAGUAAGGAGAGGGAACUGAUUGUACUAAGGAGUGAAAAUGGAGAGAACUGGAAGGAGCACCAAUACGACUGCCGGGUUGAGGAGCUUACAGACUUACUUAAUGGCAUGGAUGAAGAACUGGACAGUGCAGAAGAACUGGAAAAAAAGAGAAUCUGCAGAAUCGUUACCAAGGAUUUCCCUCAGUAUUUCGCCGUUGUCUCUCGGAUAAAGCAGGAAAGCAAUCAGAUUGGCCCUGAAGGUGGCGUUCUAAAAAGUACUACGGUACCACGGGUACAGGCGUCCUUCCCAGCGGGAGCUUUAACAAAGAGAAUUCGAGUAGGACUCCAGGCCCAACCAGUACCCGAUGAAUUGGUCAAAAAAUCGAUUGGAAACAGAGCUACAUUCAGCCCUAUUGUUACUGUUGAACCCAGAAGAAGGAAAUUCCACAAGCCGAUAACAAUGACGAUUCCAAUACCGCCACCGUCUGGAGAAGGUGUCGGCAAUGGCUACAAAGGGGACACAACGCCAAGCUUGAGGCUUUUGUGCAGUAUAACAGGCGGGAUGUCUCCAGCUCAGUGGGAGGAUAUAACAGGAACAACACCCUUGACGUUCGUCAAUGACUGUGUUUCCUUCACUACCAAUGUUUCUGCCAGGUUUUGGCUCGGUGACUGCCACCAGAUCCCAGACACUGUUAGUUUGGCAACACAGCUUUAUAGAGAAUUAAUUUGCGUUCCGUACAUGGCCAAGUUUGUGGUCUUUGCCAAAAUGAAUGACCCAGUGGAAGCUCGGCUACGCUGUUUCUGUAUGACAGAUGACAAAGUGGACAAGACCCUGGAACAGCAAGAGAACUUUGAAGAGGUUGCUAGGAGUAAAGAUAUAGAGGUUCUAGAAGGCAAACCUAUUCAUGUUGACUGCUAUGGAAACUUAGCCCCAUUGACCAAAGGAGGACAGCAGCUCAUAUUCAAUUUUUAUGCUUUUAAGGAAAACAGAUUGCCCUUCUCUGUAAAGGUCAGAGACACCAGUCAAGAACCAUGCGGUCGCCUGUCGUUUUUAAAGGAGCCAAAGACAACUAAAGGCCUGCCACAGACUGCAGUCUGCAACUUAAACAUCACCCUGCCGACCCAGAAAAAGGAAACAGAGUCAGACCAAGAUGAUGAGAAUGACAAAGUGGAUCGACGACAGAACUUUGUGUCUCUAGCCUUGCGUAAGCGAUACAGCUAUCUGACUGAGCCUGGAAUGAAACCACUUGAUCGGAGCCCAGGAUCCACAAGACCCAUUCCUACUACUUAUUCAUACAAGCCAGGCUUUCCAACAAGACCUUACCAAUCAUGGACGACUGCUCCAAUUACAGUGCCUGUACAAUCCAAAUCAGGCUUUACCUCUCUAUCAAGCUCUUCCUCUAAUACGCCCUCAGCAUCCCCUUUAAAAUCAAUUUGGUCUGGUUCUUCUGCUUCUCCUAUAAAAUCCACAUUAGGAGCUUCUACUACUUCUUCUAUUAAAUCUGUUAGCGAUGUAGCAUCUCCAAUUAGAUCAUAUCGGACAAUUGCUUCACCUAUAAAAACGGUUGUGACGCAGUCUCCCUACGCAGUUCAAGUUUCCACUGGCUCACCAAUCAGAGCAUCUACCAUAGCAGAGACUACGUCUUUCAAAGGGCUGCCUUCUAGCUCUCCUUUUGCGUCCAGAACUUCUCCAGUGACAACUGCUGGGUCCCUUUUAGAAAGAUCGUCCAUUACAAUGACACCUCCAGCAUCCCCUAAAUCAAAUAUAAAUAUGUAUUCUUCAAGCUUGCCCUUCAAAUCUAUCAUUACAUCUGCAGGGUCACUUUCAUCUUCUCCUCUAAAAUCAGUUGUCUCUCCUGCUGUCUCUUCUGCUAAAGUGACCAUGACAUCUUCUCUAUCGUCACCUUUAAAACUUGCCAAUGGGCCAAGUGAAGUUGGCUUAGUUAAUGGAUCUGCAUCGCCAUUAAAAUAUCCACUAUGUUCAAAUUAUAUUAAUGGGUCAGCUGUCCAUUUACAGGACAAGAUAGCUGCAGUCACAAAGUCUGCAACAUCCACUGUUAAUGCAACAAUAGAUGCAGUUGAGAAAAACUACUCUGUCUCUUCUACUACUCCACUGCCAUAUUCACCUCUCAGGUCUUUUUCUUCAACAGCUUCUGCAUUUCAGUCAAUACGAAAUCCUGCUGCCAGCACACUUUACACAUCAUUUAGGUCUACACUUGCCUCUACUACCUCAUCUGUAACUUCAUCAACAAUAACGGUGCCAGUAUAUUCUGUUGUAAAUGUUUUGUCAGAACCAACCCUUAAAAAACUGACUGAAUCUGCUUCAUUGACAAAAUCAGCUGCUGCUCUUGUGUCUCCAUCAAAAAAUUUAUCCACAGAGACCCCUUCUCAUUGGGCUUCCACUCCUGCUAAAACAUCUUUGUUUCUAGCACCUAGUGCUCUUAAGUUAGCCACCAGCAGCACUUCAUUAUCCUCCAGUCAGGAGCUACUGAAAGAUGUUGCAGACAUGAAAGAAGAUUUAAUAAGGAUGACCGCAAUUUUACAGACUGACACCUCAGAAGACAAAGCAUUUGAUCCUGAAAUAACAAAAGAAGCUCGAAUUGAGGACGUAGAGCCAUUUAAGCUAGUUGAAAAAGUAAAAGAGGAUUUAGUGAAAGUUAGUGAAAUUUUAAAAAAAGACGUGUUUCUCGAAAACAAGUUGUCUGCAAGUCAUGCUGGACACUCGCCGGAGGAUGAAUGGGUAGAAUUUAAUAACGAAGAACUUGAAGAAGCAAGGCGGUUUACAAACACACAUGCACCAGAUAAAGUAGACAUAAAAACAAGAACUUUAUCAGAAAAAGACUAUAACCUGACAAAAGUCAUUGAUUAUUUAACUAAUGAUAUUGGGGGAAAUACAUUUUCAACCCUAAAAUACAAGUAUGAUGAUUGCAAAAAAGAAGGGGAAGAGAGACAAAAAAGGGUGUUAAAACCAGCAAUGACUUUACAGGAGCAUAAGCUUAAGAUGCCUCCAUCCUCCAUGAGAUCCUCUGCUUCUGAAAAAGAGUUAUGUAAACUUUCAGACGCUGUAUUUGGGACCGAUAUGAACUUAGAAUCACCUGAUGACUUUUCACAGCAUGAACAAGACAAGAGUCCUUUGUCUGAUAGCGGUUUUGAAACAAGAAGUGAAAAAACACCAUCAGCCCCACAGAGUGCUGAAAGUACAGGUCCUAAACCACUUUUUCAUGAUGUACCUAUCCCACCUGUCAUAACAGAAACAAGGACAGAAGUAGUUCACGUCAUACGGAGCUAUGAACCUUCUACUGGAGACAUUGUAGAAUCUGAAAAAGUAGAAAUACCACCCUUGAAACCUGAUGCAGUUUUCAUGGACUUGGAACAAAAUUCCUCUGGAUCAAUGAAAGUAAAAAGUAAAGCCUUCCAGAUAAAAGCUGGAAUUGACGAUGAUGACAAAGGUGUUUUGGGCAAAGGCAUGCGAGUUAAAGAGGAAACUCAUAUUACCACUACAACUAGAAUGGUUUAUCAUACACCUCCAGUGAUUGAAAAUAAAUCAGAAAGACGUGAGGAAACAAUGUCGGUCCAUGAUAUAAUGAAAGCCUUUCAGUCAGGUCGUGAUCCUUCUAAAGAGCUUGCAGGUCUGUUUGAACAUAAGACUUCAGUUACAUCAGAUAUUCAGAAGUGCACUGACAUCUCACAGCCAUAUUCUGAGAGAGACGGCAAAAUGAAACCAAAGCUGGAACGCAUAAUAGAGGUGCAUAUUGAAAAAGGUAACCAGGCUGAGCCUACAGAAGUCAUAAUUAGGGAAACAAAAAAACAUCCCGAAAAAGAAAUGUAUGUUUAUCAGAGGGACUUGAGUCAGUUAAAUUAUAAUAUCAAAGAUGGAAUUACUAAAAGGAAUAUGUUUCCAUGUUCAGAUGAGCAUGGACAAGUAGAAGAAGAGGAGCUUACAGCAGAAGAGUCUCUUCCAUCCUAUUUGGAUACUUCACGAGUAAAUACUCCGGUCUCUCAAGAAGAAGACAGUCGCCCUAAUUCAGCUCAGCUUAUUUCUGAUGAUUCCUAUAAAACACUCAAAUUACUGAGUCAGCACUCUGUAGAGUACCAUGAUGAUGAUCUGUCCGAACUCAGAGGGGAGUCUUAUAGAUUUGCAGAAAAGAUGCUGCUCUCUGAAAAAGUAGACAUUUCACAUUCUGACACAGAAGAGUCAGCCACAGACCAUGCUUUACUCCUUGGCACAGACUUACAGCGUCAAGAAAGACUUUCCAGAGAGAAACUGAUUACUGCACCAAAAAAAGACAUUCUAUCAAAAAUAUACAAAGAUGUUUCUGAAAAUGGCAUAGGUAAAAUAUCUGGCGAUGAUGCUUUUGAUAAGGUUACAGUGUUGCAUUAUGCAGGAGACCCUAAGAGUCCUAAACAUGCAAUGUGGAUGCGAUUUACUGAGGAUAGGUUAGACAGAGGUAGAGAAAAGUUAUUAUAUGAAGACAGGGUGGACAGGACUGUUAAAGAGGCUGAAGAAAAGUUAACAGAAGUGUCUCAGUUUUUUCGUGACAAAACAGAAAAGCUAAAUGAUGAACUGCAAUCUCCAGAGAAAAAGCCACACAAAAAGAGUAGUAAAGAAUUUUAUUCAGGUCAAAGUUCUACAAGCAGUAGUCCAGAAAGAACUUUGUCUACUGAUAUGAGAACUUCUAGUGAUGACUGGACUAAAGCUCAUCACUUUGGAUAUGAUGGAAAGUGUUUCUCAAUAGCUGAUGAUAGAAAGGCAACGAGUUUACCUUGCAGUCCUGAAAAAAGAAUGUUCGAGCAGAGGGUAGAAGAUCCUAAAUAUGGCUCUGAGCAGCCAGGCUCCCACUCCGGAUUCCAACUUAAGCAGUCAAAGCUCAGUUCUAUUAAACUAAAAUUUGAACAAAGCAUUAAUUUAAAAAAUAAAGACAAUGCCCAGGAAGAUAAAAGACAAGAAUCCCCAUCUAAAAUUCCUGUUAAAAAAACUCAGGACAGUCGGCUGCCAUUUUUUCAGUUCCAUGUAAAAGAAAAACAACAAAAGACUGCAGGUGAAAUAAACGGAGACAUGGCCUUGUUAAAAGAGUCCAUUAAUGAAGAAUGUUUAAAAUUCAAGGAAAUGAUAAAAAACACUGCUGUUUUUGUAGAUCCCAAAAUAGAUAAAGCAGUUGUAGGGAAAAGGGACCAAUUUUCAGAGCAGCAAGUAAGCAUAUCACCUAGUAAUAAAGACUCUGCAGGAUCUUCCUUGACCUUGGAGAAAAAACAUUAUAGAACAUGGGAGGCACCUGAUAUCACUAAUAAUAAAACAACAAAGGAAAACCUUACACACAUACUUGUUCAGAAUAAGGAAGCUGAAAAUACUGGUUCACAUGCUACAAUCCUGGAACUCAGCAAAGAGCUAUCCAUCCCGAAAAAUGGGUCUAAUCCAAGAGAAACCAACUAUGUUAAGUCUCCUUCCAAGAAAGUUUUAUACACAGACCCUUCUCGCAAGGACAGAGCCUUUACCAGCGAUGAAAAAAAUAACCAGAAAAAGGAAGGAGGUUGCAUAUCUCGUAUCCCUGUUCAAGAGAAAAAGUUAUCUCACAAUUCCAAUGCACAUACUAGCUUGGCACAAGUUGAAACUGAGUUGACAAAAGCACCUACUUCACCACUGAUUAGACAGAGUAAACCUGAAACCCUACACUGUGCUUUUGUGACUGAUGAAAGCAAUAGCCGUUCUGAUAUCAAUUUGCAUAAGACCCAAGAUCAUCUAGGGUUAUCUCCUUCUAGUGAAGAUCCAGAGAUAUCCCCUGUAAAGUCCCCAGAUUCUUUAGAAUUCAGCCCUGUAAAAGAGCGUACUUCUCCAUUAGCCAAUCAAAUCAAAGUUGAUGACUUAAACAGGAUAAUUUCAGUCGCAGGUACAGAGGUGUUGAAAGAGAUAAAAACUUUACCUGUCUAUGUUAGCAUUGUGCAAGUAGGCAAGCAGUUUGAAAAGGAAGUUCAACAGGGGAGUGUUAAAAAAGUUGUAAGUCAAGAGAGUAGAACAGUACAAGAAACAAGAGGUACACUCUUUACAAUUAAGCCACAAAAACAACCACCAUCUCCACAAGGAAGCCCAGAAGAUGAUACGUUGGAACAAGUAUCAUUUAUAGAUAGUUCAGGAAAAAGUCCCAUGACUCCAGAAACCCCUAGUUCAGAGGAAGUUAGCUAUGAGUUUAACUCUAAAACCCCUGACUCAUUAAUGCCAUAUUUACCAGGAAAGCCAAGUCCAAUACCUGAGGUAUCUGAGGAGUCAGAAGAGGAAGAACUAACAAAAUUACCUUCUGUUAAGCAAAUUAUUCCAGAGUCCCCUCCUACUGACAUUCCCCAUCCUAUUAAUAUUAGCAAUGAUGCAAACAAAAGACUGAAGGACAACAGAGUUGCUUAUAUUGAGUUUCCACCUCCACCACCUUUAGACAGUGAACCAAGUGACUCUAGUAAAAAGAAUGACCUAUCCACUGAUAGUGAAAUGGAGAUGACUGAAGUAAAUUUGCAAGAUGACCAUGAUAAAUAUUUGUCCGCUGAGCCUGCCAUACGAGUGCAGCCUCCCUCUCCUGUACCCCUGGAGUUUGAAUUCAGCGAUUCAAGCGAUGAUGAAUCUGUUCUACAACCUAUUGCUGUAAAAAAGUAUACUUUCAAAAUAAAAGACGAAGAGAUUAAAGAAUGUGUAAAAAUAAAUACAUCAGGAAAAUCUUCACCAAAACAAUCACAGGACCCAGAAGUCGGUUUGAAUUCACCAUCAAAUGAUAUAGAACAAAAUGGUAAUGAUCAGUCUAUUACAGAAUGUUCCAUAGCAACCACUGCAGAAUUCUCACAUGAUACUGAUGCAACAGAAAUCGAUUCUCUUGAUGGCUAUGAUCUGCAGGAUGAAGAUGAUGGUUUAACUGAAAGUGAUUCUAAGCUUACACAGAGUCAAGACAGUGACCCGAAAAAAGAGCCCUGGACCAAAGAAGGCAUUCUAUCACUAAAACACAGUGAUCGUAGCUUUAGUCAAAGUAAACUUGAAGUUAUUGAAGAGGAGAAAAUAGUAACAGAGGAGUAUAAACCAUGUAGAAAAAUUUCUGACAGUGAAAUCAAAAAAAGCGAACAAGGAGAUAAAAAGCCAGGAGUUCAGGUUUUUACUUUGGAAGGAAGGCACCCGGACAGAGAUGUUUUUCCGGACACAUAUUUUAGCUAUAAGGUGGAUGAAGAGUUUGCAACACCUUUUAAAACUGUGGCUACAAAAAGUUUAGACUUUGAUCCUUGGUCCAGCAAAGCUGGAGACGACGAUGUGUUUGAAACAAAAUCCAAGGACGAAGAUCCUAAGCCUUUUAGUUUGGCAGUAGAAGAUCGAUCUCAAGCAACUACAACAGACACCACUCCUGCAAGAACCCCUACUGAUGAAAGUACACCAACUAGUGAGCCCAACCCCUUCCCGUUUCACGAAGGGAAGAUGUUUGAGAUGACUCGCAGUGGUGCUAUUGACAUGAGCAAGAAGGAUUUUGUUGAAGAAAGACUCCAAUUUUUUCAGAUUGGUGAGCAUAAUUCUGAAGGGAAGUCAGGGGACAAGGGGGAAGGGGACAAAAUUACUGCCAUCACACUUCCACAGUCAGGGGAUAUCUUGGUAGAACCCAUCAUAGAGAAACAAGUAGAAACAUCUGCAGUUGAACAUACCUCUGUCAUCCAGUCCAGUGGCGAAUGCCUUGAUGGGACAAAUGGUAAUAAUUCAUUGGAAAAAUCAUCAGCAGCUACCACUUCUAAAGUUGAUCCUAAAUUGAGAACACCUAUAAAGAUGGGCAUUUCUGCCUCAACAAUGUCUACGAAGAAAGAUGGCACUGGAGAAGUGGCAGUCAAAGUAGAAGCUGUAUCAGAUUUAGAUAACGAUAACAACAUUUCAUUGAUAAAACUGUCUAGCAGUGAUACCUUUAUUAGCCAGAUAGAAAUUCACGAUUUACAGGCAGAAAAUUAUAACAACAAUAACAAUUUGGAUUUUUCUGCCGUAAAUGUAAAUAAUAACAAUACCAUUAAUCUGGUUCUUAGGAAGGAGUCUGAUGCCAAACCUGAAACAAAAGGGAACAAAAUAAAGUUGAAUGUAGGGAAAGAGGCGGGAUCAGCUAAUCAUCAUGGUGAUAGGGAUAAGAAAAAGAUCCAAAAAGGGGAACAAAAAACAACAGAUUUAAUCAUCAAUAGACCAAGAUCUAAAUUGCCUGUUAAGGCUGUUUCAGUAAGGCCUAUCUCAAACCAGGUUAGUCAUACAAACACUAUAUCUGGCAGGAAGAAAUUAUCUAGUAAGGGCGAAAAAUGCACAAAGCAGGAAUUCCUCUCCAAUGCAGACAUUAAAUCUAAAAUCCCAGUAAAAAAUUUAAAUAGAAUGAAUGCUCCAGUGCAGAAAUACGUGACACCAAAGCAGAAGCAGGCACAGUUAGAGAAGGAGACAGCUAAACAAGCUCCCUCAAAAUUACCAGUCAAGGUAAGAUCUGCACCCAAUGCCACUUCAACAGCCAAAGUAAAGAAAUAUGAGUUCAGUGAGGUCUGUAAACAUUCUAUUGAAUAUUUUAAGGGAAUUAGUGGUGAGACAUUAAAGCUUGUGGACCGUCUUUCUGAGGAAGAGAAAAACGCACAUCCUGAGGGGUCUGAUGAAGAAGACAGCACGUCAAGAAACACAUCGGUCUCUGAAGCCACCCAAGUGUCCCAGCCUUCAGUUACAUCGAGGUCUGCUAAAGAAAUGAAAGCAGACGCAGCAUCUUUAAAAUCAAAGAUUGAAAAGACCGACAGGGAGAGAAGGAGCAGUAGAAGGACUGGUCCGCAGAGUCCAUGUGAUCGCACAGAUAUUCGAAUGGCCAUAGUCGCUGACCAUUUGGGACUUAGCUGGACUGAACUUGCAAGAGAACUGAAUUUUUCUGUGGAUGAAAUUAAUCAAAUCCGCGUAGAGAACCCUAAUUCUCUAACGGCUCAAAGCUUUAUAUUGCUAAAGAAAUGGGUUGGAAGAGAUGGGAAAAAUGCAACUACUGAUGCCUUAACUAAUAUCCUGACAAAGGUCAACCGGAUAGAUAUUGUCACAUUGCUGGAAGGACCCAUAUUUGACUACGGACACAUUAGUGGCAACAGAAGUUUUGCUGAUGACAAUAUUUUCCAUGAUCCCCCAGUUGAUGGUUAUCCAAACAUUCAAGUGGAACUGGAAACUCCUACUGCUUUACGUUUUGUGCCUCCUUCCCCCCUUCACCAAGAUGAUUUCUUUAGUGAUAUGUCUAGUAUAGAGUCACCCCUUAGAACUCCAAGUAGAAUGAGUGAUUUGUUAGUUCAGGGAAAUGGUGAUGUUUCAUCGGUACCACCAGUGGUGGCUGCAGAAGACACAUGCCUAGAUGACAGCAGGCCUGAUUAUCUCAUUCAGAGCCCUAAUGCUUCUUAUGAAAUGGCCAUUCAUCGAAUCAAAUUUGAUGAUGUUCAGUUGAAUGAUGAGCCACAGACCAAAGGUGACUACGCUGAAGAAGAAAAACCAGCUGAACUGUCAGACCAAAAAACCCAUGAAGAAUCAAAUCAAAUAGGAGGUAGGGCUGAAAAGUAUGUGAGAGAAAUGUCUGGUUCUGAGGAGGAGAUGACUGAAGAAAGGCUUAAAUUACUGUUUAAGCACCUUCACCUUGACGAAGAAUUUGAAUCAGAGGAGAUGACUGAGGAAAAAGUACAAAACAUUCUGAAACAUGUUGAACUAGCCGAACACGAGCUGUCUUCGAUUACAGGUUGGCCCGGUGAGGCGUCAAGCAUACUUGUGGAGCCACCAACACCGGAUCGCAAAUUGAAUAGUGAACUCUUUGAAAGACUGGACGACAGCCAUGAGUCAAUAACCUCUUAUCUUAAGGGAGAAGUUGGAAGGUUGGAAUCAAAUGUUAGCCCAUCUGAGUCUAUAACAGAGGGCAAGACAAGAUCCACUGCACCAGAGACUAAUGAUAUCAAGACAAAUGGGAAGCAGGGCAUGAAGCCAAAAACACUUCAUGGGAAAGGGGAACAAACCUCAACAACGAUGGUCCAUCAAAAAUCACAUGAAGUGACAAGCAAGACAGUAAUAGGGGAGCAUAGAAGCUCUUUACCUAUUAGCGCAAAAAGGAUGUCUGGUCACAUGGAAGAAGGAUCAGCUUCAGAUCUAAAGUCUGCUGGUAAAACUUGGCUAAAAUGCAUUUAUCAGGCUUCUAGUGACAGUGAAUAUGAGAAUGUUUCAAGUUCAGAUGAGGCAGAGAGAAUCACCACGAAAGUUACGAGACGGCGGUUGAUAUUAAAGGGGGAACAAGCAAAAAACAUUCCGGGUGAAUCUGUUACAGAAGAACAGUAUACAGAUGAAGAAGGCAACAUCAUCACAAGAAAAGUAACUCGGAAAGUGGUGAGACGUAUUGUGGUUCCACAUGAGAAAAAAUCACGUAGAAGAGAAACUGUUGGGACUGAAGCCUACAAAGUGAAGACCAAGAAAGAAGUGAGGCAUAUUGAGAAGAAAAGCUACGGAUAAAGGCAUAAUCUGAAGAGGACAGUGUUUGGUAACUGCCAAUAUUCAGGAGGAACGUAAAAAUAGCAAAAGUCACUGGAAAAA
Molecule: messenger RNA, 13965 nt
Organism: Xenopus laevis (African clawed frog)
Lineage: Eukaryota; Metazoa; Chordata; Amphibia; Anura; Pipidae
Gene: ank3.S
Product: ankyrin-3
Exons: 49
Coding region: 178-13884 (4568 amino acids)
Source: RefSeq, a predicted model, not a curated record